This is a messenger RNA of Colletotrichum graminicola M1.001, 1716 nucleotides long. Its product is annotated as major facilitator superfamily transporter. Gene Ontology annotation, biological process: transmembrane transport. Gene Ontology annotation, molecular function: transmembrane transporter activity. Bases 1 to 1716 code for a protein of 571 amino acids. NCBI's taxonomy places the organism in Eukaryota, Fungi, Ascomycota, Sordariomycetes, Glomerellales, Glomerellaceae. The transcript is spliced from 6 exons. The record is from RefSeq and is a predicted model, not a curated record.
AUGAAGAGGUCAGGAUACAUGACGGGGGGCCGUCGAGCCAGCUCCCCGGGGCGCAACACGAAAUACAAGUUGCCGCCAUUCCCAAUGCGACAGAUGUUUGUUCUUGCACUCUGUCGGAUAUGCGAACCGAUCGCCUUCAUGUCCAUCUUUCCCUACAUCUACAAGAUGGUUGAGGACUUCCACAUCACCGAAGAUGAGAGCAAGAUCUCCGUUUAUGCUGGCAUGGUGACAUCCGCCUUCACCCUGGCCGAGUUUUCGACCGGCGUCAUGUGGGGGAGACUCAGCGACAAGGUCGGACGCAAGCCCGUUCUCCUCAUGGGCCUCUUCGGCACCGCCAUUAGCUCUCUGGUUUUCGGAUUCGCUCCGAACCUGCCCGUUGCCCUUUUUGCGCGGGCACUGGGUGGUCUUUUGAAUGGCAACAUUGGUGUGCUGCAAACUACCGUCGCAGAAUUGGUCACGGUCAAGGAACACCAGCCCCGCGCAUACACCAUCAUGCCUCUAGUUUGGUGCCUUGGCUCCAUUGUUGGACCAUUCAUUGGUGGCGCACUCGCCAGGCCUGUCGUCAACUACCCCUGGCUGUUCGACGCGGGCACCAUCUGGGACCGUUACCCCUACCUCCUGCCCAACUUGUUCAGCGCCGCCACCGUCUUCUGCGGUGUCAUCAUCGGCCUCCUCUUCCUGGAGGAGACUCACGCUGAGCGUAAGAAGAGAAGAGACCCGGGUGUUGAAUUGGGAAAGCGCAUCUUGUCAUGGGUGUCCACCAAGAGCUGCCAGAUUCCGGUUCGCAAGGCGGAGAAACAGGCUCUGCUCGACGACGAUGAGCUUCCCGGCUACCGCACAACAGAGAACUCGCCCCAACUCGUUGGCUCUACCUCGGCGAUCCCCGAGCCCACGGAAACUCUGGAUCUGAGCGACGCCGCAAACAGCGACGAGGUCAAUGAGCAGCCGAAAAAGAUAUUCACCAGACCUGUCAUCCUGAAUAUCAUCUCUUACGGCAUUCUGGCCUUCCAUACCAUGACAUUCGACCAGUUGUUCCCCGUCUUCCUCAGCACCAAGCCUGACGAGCACCCGGAUACCCACCUUCCUUUCAAGUUUGUCGGCGGCUUCUCCAUGGAGACGGGGCCCAUUGGUGUUAUUCUCGCGGUCCAGGGUGUCUACUCUAUGAUCUCUACGGUUUUCAUCUUCCCGUGGGUGACCCGACGCCUUGGGCCCCUCCGUCUCUUCAGAAUGCUGGCCAUGUCAUACUUCAUGCUGUACCUGACAACCCCUUACCUGGCCCUCUUGCCAGAGAACUUGAGAAUGGUUGGCGUCUACUUCAUGGUCAUUUGGAAGUGCACCUUCUCAACCAUGGCCUACCCCAGCAACGCGAUUCUGCUCACCAAUUCAGCGCCAAGCCUCAUGUCUCUCGGAACGAUCAACGGUGUCGCCGCCUCCACGGCAAGCUUGUGCCGGGCUUUUGGGCCGACCAUUUCGGGCUUCAUCUAUUCCCUGGGUAUUCAAACCGGCUACUCGGGUCUUGCAUGGUGGACCAGCGGUGUCAUCACCAUCAUCGGUGCCUUCCUCAGCAUGCACCUCACCGAGCCUCGCGGCCGGUUGGACGAGCCCGUGAAGGACAUCGAAACGGCCGUCGAACCAUCCGAGACCGAGGGUCUGUUGGUUCCCAUGGACGCCGAGGACGAGUUCGAAAUUGAGGCAGGCCCGAGCCGCCGACGGUGA